Molecule: messenger RNA, 1086 nt
Organism: Glycine soja
Lineage: Eukaryota; Viridiplantae; Streptophyta; Magnoliopsida; Fabales; Fabaceae
Product: desiccation-related protein PCC13-62-like
Exons: 3
Coding region: 25-948 (307 amino acids)
Source: RefSeq, a predicted model, not a curated record
AGAAAAUAGACGACCCUAAACAUCAUGAUUCGCAGUUCAUUUCUUGUUGUUUUGCUAACCUCCCUUUUACUCCUUCUCCUCAUCCCAAGAUCUUACUCUUCGGAGAUCAAUGUAACACAAACCUACACGAGCCCAAAAUUUGAGUAUGCUCUUCUGGAAUUUCCUCUAAAUAUACAAUAUUUGGUGGCUGAAUUCUACUUGAUUGGUGCUAAGGGUUAUGGAUUAGAUGCUUUUGCUCCAGGGUUAGCCCAGGGAGGACCCCCUCCCAUUGGAGGCCAAAAGGCCAAUCUGGAUCCCCUCACAAAAGACUUCAGCUUGCAGAAUGGUUUAGUUGCAACUGGACAUUUGAGGGCUAUAAAGCGCGCAGUAAAAGGUUUCCCUAGGCCAUUAAUAAAUCUAAACAAGGAAUUAUUUGCUCAAAUUGUCGAUCAAGCCUUUGGACAACCUUUGAAUCCACCUUUUGAUCCCUAUGCCAAUUCCUUGAACUACCAACUUGCGGCUUACAUAACUACUUUAGUUGGCCCCGAUAUGUAUGUUGGAAUCAUUCCAAAGCUUCAAAAUACCGAGUCCAAAGAAGUUUUUGCUGGCCUUCUAGGAGCAGCAAGUGGCGGUCAAACAAGUAUUCGAGCAUAUCUAUACGAACGUUGGGACUCGCCGGUGCCACCAUAUAAAGUGACUGUGGCAGAGUUCACAAAUCGCAUUGCAGAACGAGCGAAUAAGCUAGGAAUGGAAGGAACCAAAACUGAGGGUAUUGUAGUACCUCCAUGGAAUGGUGCUGAAGGCAAAGUUUCAGGUAAUGUGAUUGGGGCCGACAAAUAUUCACUUUCAUAUGGAAGGACCCCAGAGGAAAUAUUAAGGAUAUCGUAUGGGAGUGGCAAUGAAACUAUCCCAGGUGGCUUCUACCCUCAUGGAGCAAAUGGUCGUAUAGCCCAAUAUUACUUUAAUUAAUAUGCCAUAGUUAUAUAGUCUAUAUCUUGAAAGAGCUGUGCCAGGCGAUGGCUGAAGUUUAUAAUAAGCAAUAUACAUGUUGCAUUGAACUGAUCUGAAAAUAAAAUUGCCUCAUGUCGAUCGUACUCGCUUUAAAAA